AUACUGGAAUCACCCAAAGUUACAUCUGGUGAGUUACACACUACCACCCUCUUCCCUUACCUUUUAAUAAUCCUAUAGAUCGAUAACUUCUGGAACGAAUGGAGGGAGUUCGUAUAUAAAGAAGAGUCAGAGGAAUUGAAGAAGGUACAUGAAGGUGGUAUCGAUCACAAGCAAGUGCCAGAAUGAGGUUUGUGGCAAUUGCAUUAGUUUUGAUGCUAGCAUGCUGCUGCUGCUGUAUGGGUUCAGAUAGGUGGAGGAACAUAGAGGCCAAAAUGCAUGGAAAAAAAAAACAAGUUAGUCGCGAGAAUAAUGAUCAUCAUUCGAUCCCUCUUAAAGACUAUGGUAAACCUGGCUCAGGCCACCAUGACGUCACUGCAGCAGAUGAUAACAAUGAUCACCAUUACAUUCCUCGCAAGGAUUUUGGUAAACAUGGCUCUGCCCAAUUUCAUGUCACUGAUGAUCACAAUAAGUACCAUUGCAUCGCUAAUAGUAAUUAUACUAAGGAUGAUCGUGGUUGUUAUGGCGAACCUGGCGGAGGAACUAAAGUUAAUCCCGGGCAUUGGUAAAUUACUCACAAGAAUCAUAUUGUGAUUAAUGUUUGAUAAUUAAAUCGGUGAUUGCUAAAUAUACAUAUAUGUGUAGGUAAGUUACGAGAAAUUCCUAGCUGUUCCUUCCAAGGAUAUAUGCAAGAAUUUCUUAGUACCCAUAUGAUAGAACUGAGUGUAUCUCAGUAUGUAUGUAUAUAUGCGUCGCCUUUGAUCAGUGUAUAUACCAAUAAAGGAGUGCUUGUAGUACUUAUAAUAACUGUUUUCUGUUAAUAAAUAAAGAUGUGAGAUGGUUUGCUUGGCAGUUCU
Glycine soja is the source of this 854-nucleotide messenger RNA. RefSeq lists its product as uncharacterized. NCBI's taxonomy places the organism in Eukaryota, Viridiplantae, Streptophyta, Magnoliopsida, Fabales, Fabaceae. The transcript has 2 exons. The record is from RefSeq and is a predicted model, not a curated record. Bases 183 to 566 code for a protein of 127 amino acids.